Molecule: messenger RNA, 628 nt
Organism: Paramecium octaurelia
Lineage: Eukaryota; Ciliophora; Oligohymenophorea; Peniculida; Parameciidae
Source: the annotation of a GenBank genome assembly
UAUAAAAAUAAUGUUUUCUAAUUUGCCUAGUGGUGUCGGAUCAUUUGAUGAUAACUGCGAUCAAAUUAAGUAGGGCAGAUGGAUAGAGUUUUCAGAUGAUUUCCAAAAUGAUUCUUCAGUAAUUUAUGAUGGUCAAUAUUAAAAUGGUAAAAAGGUAGAUAGAUGGGAUAUUUUUUUUUUGAAUUUUAGAGGAAAAAAAAGCUUCUUGAUUAAAGAAGUUUAUUAAGCUUAUGUAAUUAAUUUUAGUGGUGGUGGUUCAUUUAAUAAGCAAGAGUUUCCUUUAAAAUAGGGUAAAUGGAUUGAGCCGCCAGAUGUAAUUUCAACAUUCUUUUUUAAUUAACAUUUGUUGGUGACUAUUAAAAUGGGAAAAAAGUUGUUAAAUGGAAUAUUAUGUAUAGGGUGGAUUCAAGUUAUCGAUUUAAAUUGAUGUAAAUUAAUUUUAUCUGAUGUGUUUUGCAGUGGGGGAUCAUAUGGUGAUAAAUGUAAUCAGAUAAAGCAAGGUAAAUGGAUAGAAUUUUAGAAUCAACUUGUUGAGAUAAUUUAUUACGGAGAAUUCAAUAAUGGAAUAAAGUUGGCAGGUGGAAUAUUUAUUAUAAAAACAUUUUUAAGAAUUAAGUCAAUUUUAUGU